AUGGCAGGGGGAAUUUUCGAACCGUUCUCGGUGUACAAUCGGAGCAAGCACUCCAAAAGUGGAAUAGUGGGCGGGAACCACUCAAACAUAGGCGCGGGGAGGACGAUGUUGCUUUUCGCGGACGAAUACCGCGAGCCCAAGGCGCAGGCGGACGCAGCACAUGGUGCGGCCGUGCAGGCAGCGGGCACGGGGUCGGAGCCUGCGUCGCGGAAGGGGAGUGUGGGGGAGGGACCCAACAUGGUGGACUUGUCCACGCUCAGCCAGGCCGAGUUCGAGCGGCUCAAAGCCACAUUGAGAAAGGGGGCCCCGAACAACAGGGUAAAUUUUUAA
Eremothecium gossypii ATCC 10895 is the source of this 330-nucleotide messenger RNA. RefSeq names its product Spg4p (gene SPG4). The record is from RefSeq and is marked provisional. The transcript has a single exon. Bases 1 to 330 code for a protein of 109 amino acids. Lineage: Eukaryota; Fungi; Ascomycota; Saccharomycetes; Saccharomycetales; Saccharomycetaceae.